AUGAGAUUGACAGUUCUCGCUACUUUGGCCACUGUGGCCAGCGCCCGUCCCUUCCUUCCCGAUCUCACGUCGGCUGACUGGGCCCAGAUCCAGUCGGGCUUCAGCGUCGAGAACCUCGGAAGCCUCGCCAGCGGUAUUGCUUCCGGCAUCGUCGACAAGAUCAACGGCGCCCAGAAAGCCGUUGAGGAAUACAGCGGCGACGACACUCAGAAGACGAUCUGGCAGCAGAUCAAUGACGACUCGGACAACUACUCGAAGCUCAUCAAGGUUCUGAACUUCGAGGAAGACCACAAGAAGGUCAUCGACAAGCGCCAAGAUGGCUACCGCAUCACCUUCUUCGCUCCCAACAACGACGCUCUCAAGUGCCCCCACCACAAGGAUGACGACCUCGAGGCUGCGUUCAUCAACGAGCAGGACAUUGGUCUCGCUCAGGUCUCCGCCGCCAUCGACUCGCUUGAGACCAUGGGCGGUGAUGACAAGGACAAGAAGCGUAAAAAGGAGAUCUUCAAGAAGAUUGCCCACUACGUCCUGCAGUACCACGUCCUUGCCCAGGACUUUGAUGAGCAGGCCCUCGCUCAGAACUCGACGAUUGCGACGACGCUGAGGGGCCCUGCCGGUGGUUCGGCUGGACACAAGCUUCGCUUGCACAUUGAGAAGCACUUGGUGCCUCCUUCGCUCAAGCUCAACUUCCACUCCACGAUCAAGUCCACGCACAAUGCCCAGAACGGUGUCUGGCACGAGAUCGACCACCCCCUCUACCCUCCCGUCUCGAUCUUUGCUGAGGCUCUCAUGAUCACCGAGUACCUGUCGACCACUGCCGCCGGUAUCCAGGCCGCGCACGGUCGCCACUUCAUCGAGUGGGAGUACGACCACGAGAAGUCGCGCAAGAACCGUCCCGUCUUCGCUGGCACCCCUGCCGCGACCUUUGUUGCCCCCAGCAACAAGGCUUGGGACGCCGUCCCCGAGGGUCUGCGUCGCUUCCUGUUUUCGCCCAUGGGCCGUCGCGCGCUCGCCAAGACGUUCGCGUACCACUACCUUCCCCGCCAGAUCCUCUUCUCCGAGACUUACCACAAGGCAAAGGACAUCUGGUCCGAGGACGAGGAUGAGGGUGUCUGGGAGGUCGACAGCUUCGGCGAUGACCCCUCGUUCAAGCGCACGAUCGAUGCGCCGACCGGACUGAAGGGCCACAAGAUCAAGUUCGAGAUUGAGAAGAAGAAGCUGCUCCCCGUCGAGGGCGCGGUCAAGGUCUCCAUCAAGGUCGAGGGCAAGGACCUGCAGGUCAUCGACGUCCCCGCCUCGAAUGGCGCUUGGCACAUCAUCGACGAGGUGCUCUGCCCGCCCCACGAUGGCAAGCACAAGCACCUCGCCCCCCGCACCUGGGACAACUGGGAGGAGUGA
Messenger RNA from Trichosporon asahii var. asahii CBS 2479, 1398 nucleotides. RefSeq lists its product as uncharacterized. The transcript has 2 exons. Gene Ontology annotation, biological process: macroautophagy. Gene Ontology annotation, cellular component: fungal-type vacuole membrane. The record is from RefSeq and is a predicted model, not a curated record. NCBI's taxonomy places the organism in Eukaryota, Fungi, Basidiomycota, Tremellomycetes, Trichosporonales, Trichosporonaceae. The coding region runs from base 1 to 1398 and encodes 465 amino acids.